AUGUCUUUCUACACAUUCGUUUCAUUCGUCAGCGCGCUCGCUAGUGUUGCUCAAGCAAAAGAUACCGACGAUGUCAAGUACGCCCUUGAGAUCUUGAAAGAUCUCCCAGCAGAUCUUGCCGAGCCGUUCUGUGGCACUUUCGGCGGCCAGCAGUAUGGAGGUGCAACUUCAACAUACACCAUUACUGCUGCACCAAUUACCAUCACUACGACUACCCCAUGCAGCAGCGGAUACUCGCAGGAGCCCUAUGCGCCCGAUUACCCGCCAUAUUCGCCAAUUGCCAGUGACGAAUACUACCCAGGAUACACGACCACCACCGAUGAGUAUGACUCCCCCGAUUAUACGCCAUACCCCAGCGAGGAGGACUACCCGCCUUACUUCCCGGAACCGACCGAAGAUGCUGACCCAAUAUACACCGAUGAACCGAGCUACGGAGGAGGUCGUCCCACCGUGAUCUACGACCCUACUUACUCAAGUGCGGACCUUCCCAUCUACACUUCUCUGCCAAGCGGUAUUGCCGACCCGGGGAUGACCGACGAGCCCACAACUUUCGUGGAUGAAACCAGCACUCAAACCGUGACAACCAUCCAGACUUCGACCGUCGAGGUUGAUCCUGUUGAUGCUACUGCUCUGCCCCUCCAGUCUACCACUGACUCUGCUGCUGCUCUCCCAGUCGAGUCUGCCUCGGAGUCUUCCGCUGCUAUCCCUGUUGCAUCUUCCUCGGAGUCUACUGCCGCUCUUCCUGUUGCAUCUUCCUCGGAGUCUGCUUCCGCUCUUCCUGUUGCAUCUUCCUCGGAGUCUGCUAUGCCUCUUGAGUCUGCAACCGAAUUCCCUGCCAUUGCACCCGCGGAUGUUAUGGCCACUGAUGUCCCCAUGGCGUCUGUUUUCAACUUCCCAAGCGCUUCCAAGCAGGUCAAGCGCAGCGCCAAGUUCCUCUACAGCCGCGACACUUGGUGCGAAGAGUAUGGGCGCCCAUGCCGCCUGGUAGUGUACAGCGAUGAAGUCAUUGCCGACGCAUGUUCGCAAUACCUUGGCGAGAGUGCCACUGGCUACGAGGGCGAAGAACCCGCCGUCACUGUCACUGAGACUGUAUACGGUCCUACCGCCACGGUGACCGCUAGCCCGACUACUUGCGAGUACCCUGAUUACACUGACGCGCCCACCUACGAAGAGGAUGACCACAUGACUUCUUCUGACUACGAGUACUACGAGACAUCCUCAGAAUAUGCCUAUGAGGCUUCCCCAACCCCAUCCAAGGGUUACGGGUACGAGUCUGAGAAGGGCGGAUAUGAAGCAUACACUACCACACCUGCCGGAUACGACGCUGCUUACCCGAAACCAUCAUACACUCCCUACAAGGAAUACUCAAGCUAUGUCGAAGGAUAUGGCGAGUCUCAUGAUUCUGAGUCGACGAAGUACGAGGAGGGUGGUUACGAAAGCUACGAAACUACAACUGCUGGACACGAUGCUGCUUACCCAGCGCCUUCCCACGCUGCGGAGUACCCGCAUGAAGAACCCAAGCCUGAAGUGUGUGGUCCAGACAAGAUCAUCCAUACCGUUACCGCGUACGUGACGGUCGAGGACAGCGCAGAAACUCCUUACCACGAGCUUCCCGCCGCGCCUCACUACGUCGAGAACAGUGUUGAGCAUCCUCACUACGAGCCCACUCCCGCACCGCAUUACGAGGAAUAUAGCACCACGGAGGUUCACUACGCGGAGUCUACACCUGAGCCUUACUACGUCGAGUCUUCCCCAGCGUCUCACUACGAAGAGUACAGCACCACGGAGGCCUACUAUGCCGAGUCCACCCCUGCGCCAUCAUACGACGAGUACACCACCACAUCGUCGUACGAAGAGUCCUACCCCGAGCCCACACCCGCGCCAUACUACGGUGACGAGACCUCUUCCGAAGCAGGCUACUACGGCGAGGAGAGCACCACAGAGGCCGGCUACUACGGCGAGGAAAGCACAACGGAGGCCGGCUACUACGGCGAGGAGAGCACAACAGAGUACUACGGCGAGCCCACUCCCUCGCCAUACUACGGCGACGACAGCGCAACCGAUGUCUACGCAGAGCCCACCACUGAGGCGUUCUACGACGAGCCUGCGCCUACUGAUGCCCCAUAUGCUACUCCUACAUCCGAGGAUCUACCAAUUUCUGAGCCUACCGAUGCGCCGUAUGAAGACCCCGCGCCUGUAGAGGAUGCGCCCGCGGAUGAGGCUGCCCCGGUGGAGGGUGAGGGUGAGUGGCCCAGCCCGACUGAUGAGGGAGACCUGCCUACGACGACGGAGAACCCCUUCGCACCUGGGCCGGAUGGUCAGGUGGAUUGGGUUGUGCCUGGGACCAUGGAGUUUGGAGGCGAGUAA
Messenger RNA from Parastagonospora nodorum SN15, 2367 nucleotides. RefSeq lists its product as hypothetical. The record is from RefSeq and is a predicted model, not a curated record. The transcript is spliced from 2 exons. Lineage: Eukaryota; Fungi; Ascomycota; Dothideomycetes; Pleosporales; Phaeosphaeriaceae. The coding region runs from base 1 to 2367 and encodes 788 amino acids.